AUAUAUCAACUCAUCACAUCAAGCUAACUCAUGGCUCUUCAACACAAUAAGCCAACAACAAUGGCUCUCCUCUUCUUCUUAGUCUUCGAGCACAUUUCCACCGCUCGUGCAGACAUUGGCACAGCCAUAGCGUACGGCCCUCCAUAUCUACCCACACGAUGUAAUGGAAACAACAUCGAUCAAUUCCCACCCGGCAACUUCUUCGUAGCAGUCAACGAAGGGUUAUGGGACAACGGUGCUGCAUGCGGUCGUCGAUAUAGAUUACGAUGUUUAAGCGGUCGAAAUCACCCAUGCAAGACCGACAUCAUCGAAGUUCAAGUCGUGAACUUUUGCCCUAAGUCACCAUGUCCCUCUUCCUUUCUCAUGUCUAAAGAGGCCUUCUCCGCCAUCUCUCGUCUCUCUAGUGCCAAACUCAACGUCGAAUAUAUUGAGAUAUAAUAUCAGAGGGUUUGCAGCCAGUGGUACCACUUUUGUAAUGUUAAGCAUUAAAUAUGCUUUAUUUUUCAUUUCCAUUAUGAUCAUUCAAGUGCAUGUCUAUCACGUUUGUUCUUUAAAAAUGAGGGGCUAAGCUCUAAU
Messenger RNA from Cucurbita pepo subsp. pepo (vegetable marrow), 576 nucleotides. Its product is annotated as EG45-like domain containing protein. The record is from RefSeq and is a predicted model, not a curated record. Lineage: Eukaryota; Viridiplantae; Streptophyta; Magnoliopsida; Cucurbitales; Cucurbitaceae.